AUGUCGCUGGACGAAGAAGCUCUCCAGACAGUCGCCAAUGGCGGCUCCAUGGACUUAGAGAAAUGGACUGGCAUGGUUGAUCCUUUACUGGAGCGCCUGGAAAAUAUUGUAUACAAUGUGUUUCCUAUGCCCAAAGUGCCUCCAGGGUCGUACAACCACGAAGAGUUCCAACAGCCAUCCCAGACAUCUGAGACUACCACUGUCCCGCCCGAAAGCAGUAACAAGGAGAAUACUGCCCCGGGCGGCCCACAAACCCCUCCAGCGCCAACCGACUCUCUGCCGCCGACCGAGAGGGUGCCUGACUCGCAGCCCCAGUCAACACAGCAGCCGAACGAUUCACUACCGCCUCCACUUGCUCUUCUCCUGAGCUCUAUCGAGUCCGCGAUUCAAACUUUCUUUCUGAGCAAGCCUCCGCAUACAAUCCAGCGGUUUGCGGAGCUUAUUCUCAACCCGACGGCUCAUUAUAGGACUUUACCCGCCUACCUCCGUGCUGUGGACCGCGUGGUUUCGGUGACUAGCGGGAUAGACGUCUUUCCUUCCAGCAUCCUGGAAAAUGCCACCCCCAGCGGCCAGUCUAACGGACUCGCGCACCCCACAAACAAUGCCAGCACCUACCUAACUCCGGACUAUGCGACUGGUUUAGGGAGCGACGAGUCCUUGGGCGGUGCGCUACUCACCCCUAUUCCAUGGCUCACCAACGCCUCUUUUGAGGGUGAGGAAGCUUCUACAUUGGACGAUGAGCAAGCUGUACCAACACAACCGCAAGAAAUGGAAAGCGGCGACAACAAUAUCGCAACCACCACAACAACUACUACGACGUUUACUGAUAUUGAAGAGGCUGCUCAUCGUGCCGGUCAGCGUAAUUCUACUUCGCCACCAGCAGAAUCCCCAGACGAAAUCCCCCAUGCUCGUGGCCCGGCACUCUUAGGUGUUCAGGAUAUGGGCCUGCAAGACGGAAAAGGUGUGGAGGUUAACCUUGGUGACCAAACUGCCCAAACUGCUAUAGGCGAUGGUGCCUCCGAUGCCCUGGCCUCGGCCUCCAUCGAAGCAGCACAGGAGGCUAACGCCACAGAUGGAGACGGGGAUAUAGUCCUCGACGACUCUACACCCAAGGAACAGAUAGACAAGACAGAAGAUUCGACAGAAAAAACCCAGAAGGACUUCGAAGCAACUGAUUCCACGCAAGCCUUGGACCCUGAGAAGAAGAACUGA
Messenger RNA from Penicillium atrosanguineum, 1212 nucleotides. RefSeq lists its product as uncharacterized. Gene Ontology annotation, cellular component: protein phosphatase 4 complex; nucleus; cytoplasm. Gene Ontology annotation, biological process: protein dephosphorylation. The transcript has 5 exons. NCBI's taxonomy places the organism in Eukaryota, Fungi, Ascomycota, Eurotiomycetes, Eurotiales, Aspergillaceae. Gene Ontology annotation, molecular function: protein phosphatase regulator activity. The coding region runs from base 1 to 1212 and encodes 403 amino acids. The record is from RefSeq and is a predicted model, not a curated record.